UGCAGACAUUGUAGAGCCUCUGAUCGUUGCAGGCUCACGCCCAUCAUGCCUUCGAGCAGCAGCAGCAGACCGCGAGCAUCCAUGCCAGCGUUCGCACAGCCCGAAGCGCGGGAAGAGCAACAAAAGGAGAACCAUCGUCCUCAUGGCUCAGGGACGAGCAAGAAACGCGCCAAAUCGCUUGGAGGAGGUCCAUCGCCCAACAAAGCUGCACGCAAGAGCAUCCCUGGGCGGUCAAUCCUUAAGCCGCGUCCGUCGAGCAAUACUGGGCAAUAUGACGAAGAUCUCACGUCAAGCUACAAUCCGCGCAUGUUCAGCAAGUCAAGCAAUGUCAUCUCGUAUGCCGAGAUGCAGCGCCAGGCAGAUCAAGAGCGACUGCAACGCAAUGCACAGCUUGCAGUCGCCAAUGCGCAACAGGCAAAGGGGAUGUCACUCGCGCGUCGGGUCAGCUUUGCUGCCAAUGCAGACAUCAGGACGAUAGAAGCAAAUAGUGACAUGUCCCUCGCUUCCACCGCGUCCGUCGCGUCACCGCCCCACACACAGAGCGCAUCUGCAGCGCCAAUUUCACGUGAUGCAGAGAGCGAGAGCGAGGCGAGCAUGGACAUAUCGAACGGCUCUGAUCUUCCGGCAUUGAACGCGCGGCUCAACGCACGCAGACCGAGCGAGAUCUACUCUUCUGCCAGCGCCACUGCGACACCAAGCAGAAAGUAUCAGAUACCAGAGAACCUGCGCCCGACUGCCGCGCCGUAUGUCAGCGCGAUACCGCCUCGCCCAACCUUCGGGUCUGCGAAUGUCUUCGCCCUUGAUACCAGCAUAGACAUGUCUAUGGCUUCUGCCGAAGGAAAUCUCAUGGACGAAUCGAUGAUAAUGCCAGAUGAGAACAUGACGGCAGCUUUCGAUGCGACGACGCACAAUCGUGCAACGCGGCUGACCACCUCCACUCCGACUGCCAAUGUACUCAACCGACUGGCGCAAAGCCAGGCGCCUGCUCCUAGUCCUGGCGAUCAGGAACAGGACAUGUCAUUGGCUACUGCUACAGACGACACUUCCGUCUCCCACAACAGUGCUACGAGCGGUGAAGUCAGCAUGGAUCUUGCAGACGACCAUCAGACGGCCGCAUUUGACUACCACAUGCGCAACCGUCUCGGGACUGACUAUCAGGCCCCCAUCGCUGAUGUCAGCACGAGCACGGCCGGACGGUCCUCUCGUCAUAGCCAGAUCAACGUUGCAGUGCAUGAAGAUAGCGAUCGCACUGUCGAAAUGAGUAUGUCAUCUUCCCAUGCUCCUUCGCCACUGCCAUCUGCUCAAAAUCGAGGCGCUGCGAGCUUGGCCUUCUUGGAUGAUGCGGACGAAACACAAGCUUAUGCCGAUCUGUCCGAUGCUGAGUCGACAGCCGACAUGGAGCUCACAACAGCCUACGGAAGGAUCCGCAAUCGCGAAUCGCUCCUGCCACGGCCGGCGCGUCCUUCCCUUGCAAUCGGUGCGCGGCCUACCUCAACAGAGGUACAGCAUCGGAUAUUUCAGCAGCAUCAAGCGCGCGCCUCCCUUGCAAGUUCACCUCGUCGCACCAUUCAAAAGACCGGUAUCACUCCUCUUCCUUCUCCGCGACGCGUUGCUUCGCCUCUCAAGACGUACGUAUAAGCAUAUGGUCAUGAAGCUGGGCGAACAACUCAAGGAGAAUCGCGCGGCG
Messenger RNA from Mixia osmundae IAM 14324, 1687 nucleotides. RefSeq lists its product as uncharacterized. The record is from RefSeq and is a predicted model, not a curated record. The coding region runs from base 46 to 1638 and encodes 530 amino acids. The transcript has 5 exons. Lineage: Eukaryota; Fungi; Basidiomycota; Mixiomycetes; Mixiales; Mixiaceae.